UGGGAAGACGAUGACGACAGCGACGUCUGACGAUUCUUAUUGGUCGAGCCACGAUCCGUUGCCAUGCAGGACGCGGUGUGGUUGGUUACCGACUCCGGGAGAUCGGGUCUGCUGUAGUUCGGUCAGUUGGUCCGCGGCGGGGUGUUCGGCGAGGGGAAGCCAUGAUGUCUCCUUGUUGUUGUUGUUGUUGUGCGCUGUGUGGAUCCUUCAGACAUGAAGCCUGAGGUCUCCGCCGGUCUGGGGUUUAUCAGCAUGAAACUGGGGGAGCGGUUCCGGACGGGAGCGGACAGAAGAAGGGCUGUUAGUGAGAUCUGAGAGUCGGAGCCGUCGGUCGGGCGGACAUUGCGUGUGUGGCUGAGUGUGCACAGAUGCACUGACUGGAUUGUCAGCAGCGUCCUCCCACUGUGUUUAGCUUGUUAGCUAGUUUGUACAGCUAACGUUAGCUGUACAUAAAGCUAGUUACCUGACCUGCUACAGAUGUAGCUAAUUAGCUAGCUGGCUGUUUUGUUAGUUAACUAGCUAAGAAGGGAAGCUAGUUAGCUAGCUAGCUACCCUAUGGCUGAUCGCGUAGCAAGCUAAGUUAGCCAGCUAGCUUAGAUCUUAACUAAAAAACUAGUUAGCAACUUAAGCUAAAGAGGAGCCUGUUUGUUUAUUCGUCGUGAAAAAUUGUGCGCUGGUCGUGUCAUCCUUGUUUGAAACUGACUAGCUGUUAGUUAGCUAGAUAGCCUAACUAGCUAACUAACUGAGCAUCUCUCCAGACAGCUAAGCUAAACUAAGCUAGCUAGCUGCAUGGAGAAGCUCACAGCAGCCACAGCCACACAGUCACCCAUUCCCCCAAUGACUCUCAGCGGCUAGUUUAGCUAAGCUACCGCCAGUGGCCAACCAGCUGACGAAUUCGCCCCGCCUGCCUGCUCGCCUGUCCGCCUGCCUGUGCGCAGUUAGCUCCCUGUUUAGUGGACAGAGAGUGGGAGAAACUGGCGGCCCUCCGUCUGGAGCCCGAUGAGAAGGAUAUAGGCGCCAUGGCGUGGGUGCUGAAGAUGGACGAUGCUACGAUCGAGUCUGGACUCGUCCACGACUUCGAUGCCAGCUUGUCUGGUAUCGGCCAGGAGCUCGGGGCUGGAGCCUACAGCAUGAGUGAUGUCUUGGCUCUUCCCAUCUUCAAGCAGGAGGAUGGAAGCGUUUCUGACGAGUCUGACAGUAAAAAUCCUCCGUUUCAGUACGUGCUGUGUGCUGCCACCUCACCAGCCGUUAAACUGCACGAGGAGACACUCACCUACCUAAACCAAGGCCAGUCUUAUGAGAUUCGUCUCCUGGAUAACAGGAAGAUAGGGGAAAUGCCGGAACUCAACAGCACCAAUGUGAAGAGUAUAGUGCGAGUAGUAUUUCACGACCGAAGACUGCAGUAUAUGGAGCAUCAGCAGCUGGAGGGCUGGAAGUGGAAUCGGCCUGGUGACCGUCUUCUUGACAUUGAUAUCCCCAUGUCUGUGGGUAUUACUGAACCCCACACCCACUCCUCCCAGCUAAACGCUGCUGAGUUCCUGUGGGACGUCUCCAAGCGUGCGUCCGUGUUUGUUCAGGUGCACUGCAUCAGCACAGAGUUCACCCCCCGAAAACAUGGCGGCGAGAAGGGUGUUCCGUUCCGCAUCCAGAUAGACACCUUCAAACAGAACGAGAACGGAGAGUACACAGAACACCUGCACUCUGCCAGCUGCCAGAUCAAAGUGUUCAAGCCAAAAGGAGCCGACCGGAAACAGAAGACUGACAGAGAAAAGAUGGAGAAAAGGAGUGCACAAGAGAAGGAGAAAUACCAGCCCUCAUAUGAUACUACUAUUCUAUCAGAGACUCGUCUGGAGCCGGUGAUAGAGGAGGCUGUGGAGCAAGAGCUGAAGAAAUCCAGUAAGCGCACACUGCCUGCAGAUUGUGGAGAUUCCACAGCCAAGAGCAAAAGAGGCAGUUGUUCUCCUUGGCCUGAUAAUGCGUAUGUGAACCCAAACACAGCAGCUCCUGCAACCUUUACCUCCAACACACACUCGUACACAAGUGGCAAUGCUGUGCCUGAAAGUGAAUCUUCUUCACCCAACCACCAAGGAGAAGCUGUCUGUCACAUCACUAUGGAGUCUUUAAGCCCAUCAGCUUCUAUGCAGGACGUUCAGCAGUGGCUUCAUAAGAACAGGUUCAACUCCUAUAGCCGGAUUUUUACACAUUUCUCAGGUUCUGAUCUACUGAAGUUGACUCGUGAAGAUUUGGUCCAGAUCUGUGGGCCAGCUGAUGGGAUCCGUCUUUACAAUGCACUAAAAUCAAGAGCGGUUAGACCUCGGCUGACUGUGUACGUGUGUCAGGAGAUGUCCCACGCGGAGAGCCCUCUGCUGGAGCGACGCUGCCACAGCAAGAACAGAGAGCUUGACAGUCCCACAGCCCUACAUGUUUACCAUGCGCUGUACCUCGAGGAGAUGACCGCUUCUGAGCUGACCAGAAAAAUAUCCAACGUGUUGAGCCUGCCACUAACCCACAUUAACCAAGUGUACAGGCAGGGCCCCACAGGAAUACACAUACUGCUCAGUGACCAGAUGGUGUCCAAUUUCCUUGAUGAAAGCUGCUUCGCUGUCAGUACAUUAAAAGAUGAUACAGGUGACAGAUUCCAUCUGGUUCUGAAGUAGCUCCAGCAGAAGAAUAAGCUGAAGAAGGCGAUGCGAUGACAUCACUGAGGUUCCUCACUGCCGUUUGUUCUUGAGCACUGAAGAUGCUCCCUCCAUCCUUCUCUUUCUCCAUCUCUCUGUCUGUCUCUCUCUAUCUCUCUUUGUCUCCAUGCCUGACGCAAGAAAGAGAGAGGCUGAGCAGAGGUUGACUGAGACCUCCUAACUGUUAGAAUCUGACUUAAGCGUGUAACUUGUUUCAUAUUGAAAACACUUAAACUGAUGGUUGCAUGGGGGGGUGGGGUUGUGUGUGAGAGGGAAGAUGGAGGGAGGGCUCUGUGUGUGUGUGUCUGAUUUUUAAGCUGUAAUGGGAGAGAAUGGUAGAUCAGGAAGGAAGGGAGGGAUAGAAACCAGAAGACUACUCUUGAUGAUGAAGCUUUCUCCCUUCUGCGUGAGCAGGGUACUCAUGGACAGUCCUGACUGACGGGGCAGUUUCCAAACUCUGUGGCCAGACGGUCGUCCACACUCGGGACAAAACUUGCCCUCGCUUCGUAGUUUGGUGACAGUACAGUCUUCACUUGAAUAGUUUACUAUGUCUGUAAUAGUGGCUGUGCUGUUUGAUUGCCUGCCAUAGAUGUCUAUCAAAAAAAGGACUGCACUUUUUAGUACCUUUUUUUUUUCCUGACGCAGGACACGGUUGUGUUGUGUCGUGCACAGACAAAAUGAUUCCUGUGUGCGUGUGAUCACCUGUCGCUAGUUAUCCACUUUUGGAGAUCUGCAUAUUGGGCAGUGUUUCCCUUUUUUUUAAUUUUUUUUUUUUGCAUAAACGAUGAUGCUGCUUUGUCUGCGUCUCCUACCAAGACCAAUCAUCUCUGGUGCCAUAAAGAACUGUUUACUAGAUUCUGUUACACGGUAGCAUCUGAGGACUGGUGGCAUUUUUACUUUGUAUUUCUUUGGGUUGAAUUAAUCAGCCAAAUGAAAUAAGUGGAGUUUAGUCCUCUUGCAGUGACUUGUCAGAAGCUGGCAUGAUGAUAUCUGUUCAUUCUUUUUUGUUCAGUGUCUAGAGCUGUAAUAGAAGGCAGGGAAUAAUCAAAAUAACAUGUAAAACAGAUAGAACUACAGAUGUCUAUAACUGUUAAAUAUAUCUAUAUAUUACUUCUGUCACUUCCCCUUGGAAUAAAGGUGGAGGAUUUGUCCAGAGAGCCCUAUAAGUGUUUAUAUGUCACCUGCUGCAGCUAUAUGUAGCCUAGCAGCAGCCAAUCAGGGCAGGCUCUGUGUGAUUUCUUUUUUUUAUUAUUAUUAUUAUUUGUAUUUUAUUUUCCUCGUUAGAGACUGAUUUGAUUGGUUAUCUCAGUAGUUCAGCAUUGGGCAGCUGUGCUUUGGCAUGUACUGUUUGUUUGCCAUUAAAGCAUGAAGGGCAGGAAUGUUGCCCUCAGUAAAUAUGAAUACGAAAAACGACCAAGACUGCACUGACGCAAACAUACAAGAGCACCGCUCUGUUGGACGUGCUGAUGUACUGAUGUACUUACCGAUGUAAUGCGCUUGAUCCUAAUGGGGUGUAAGCCGUGUUUACCCACCCUCCACGAUUCUCUACAGGGGGAAAUGAACAAAGUGAGAUGUUGAGAUGCCUCGACUGCUCUCGUCCUCUGUGGAUGGUGUGGACUGUCCUAUGUGUUUCCAUGACCGCAGUUAUGGUACCUCCAUAUCACUGUGUCUGAAGGGAGCUUCUCUUGUAUUGAGGAUGCUGGGAUGUACACACUUCAUGCCUGUACCAGAAAUAAAGUAAUUUUAAUACA
Astyanax mexicanus (Mexican tetra) is the source of this 4429-nucleotide messenger RNA. It is a transcript of the gene ubp1, whose product is annotated as upstream binding protein 1. Lineage: Eukaryota; Metazoa; Chordata; Actinopteri; Characiformes; Acestrorhamphidae. Gene Ontology annotation, biological process: regulation of transcription by RNA polymerase II. Gene Ontology annotation, cellular component: nucleus. Bases 1020 to 2657 code for a protein of 545 amino acids. Gene Ontology annotation, molecular function: DNA-binding transcription activator activity, RNA polymerase II-specific; RNA polymerase II cis-regulatory region sequence-specific DNA binding. The record is from RefSeq and is a predicted model, not a curated record. The transcript has 16 exons.